Daktulosphaira vitifoliae (grape phylloxera) is the source of this 1633-nucleotide messenger RNA. Its product is annotated as zygotic gap protein knirps-like. Bases 430 to 1485 code for a protein of 351 amino acids. Gene Ontology annotation, molecular function: zinc ion binding; sequence-specific DNA binding; DNA-binding transcription factor activity. Gene Ontology annotation, biological process: regulation of DNA-templated transcription. Lineage: Eukaryota; Metazoa; Arthropoda; Insecta; Hemiptera; Phylloxeridae. The record is from RefSeq and is a predicted model, not a curated record. The transcript has 3 exons.
AUGCGACGACUUAGCCUCAAGAUGAAGACGGGUGGGAACGGAACAUCCGAAGAAGAAGCGCGCAAAGUAGGAGUCCAAACCGGUCAGGUACAGUGCUGGUUCCAUUUCAAGCGUCACACGUGUGUUAGUACAAUUAUCACCGGCGUUACCGUCGUGGCCACACGUCUACGCCGACCGUUGUGUUUUUGCGUAUUCAGAUAUUAAUAAUCCGGAAUAUUGGAAAAUAAUUUUUUAUUUAAGAUUAUAGCUUUUAAUUGUAAACAUUUUACAAAACUUUUAGUGCUCGAAACGAAAUAUCUUUUUCAGUAUGCCGUAUCGACUGGCUCGGAGGUGAUCUAUGACCGAUGUCGGUGGCUGACUACCACCGCGUGCAGCCUAUGCGCUUCGGAGGGACGACACCAAGUACCCAAUGACGAGUAAUGUGUCGUCAUGAACUUGGGGCCCGGUCAGGGUACAACCUAUGGGCCCUCGUCUGUUCCGUCUUGGUGGGCCACCAACCCUCAUCACCAUCCUUCUUCUUCUUCCACCUCGGAUGUCAUGAGUCAGCUGUGUCGCGUGUGCGGAGAGCCUGCUGCCGGCUUUCAUUUUGGAGCAUUCACUUGCGAAGGGUGCAAGUCGUUCUUUGGCCGAACCUAUAACAAUUUGGGUUCAAUUUCUGAAUGCAAGAACAAUGGGGAAUGUGUUAUUAAUAAAAAAAAUCGGACAUCCUGCAAAGCGUGCCGACUCCGGAAAUGUCUGGUGGUUGGUAUGUCCAAAAGUGGGUCUAGAUAUGGACGUCGUUCUAACUGGUUCAAAAUUCAUUGUUUAUUGCAAGAACAACAGCAACAUCAUCAUCAACAACAUCAACAGUCUCCACCGAUUGUUCACCUUCCGACAAUUGACAAUGGCGGUCGAUCAUCGGUAGAGCUAAGGAGAACACCACCUCUUCCAUUGCCUUGGGACACGAAGCACCACUUAGAUAUGGAUAAUAAUAAUUCUUUACCUGGUGACUUGAAUAAAGGAGGUGGUCGCUUGUCUGCAGUUGCAGCCGCAGCUGCCGCCAUGCAUGCCGUACGGCCUGAGUUCCUACAUUGGCAUUCUCCGUUUUUUCCGGCAUUUCCUUUCCCUCCUCCAUCACCCUUUUUUAUGGCUGCUGCAGCAGCCUUUCAGCCACAACAACUGUUAAAUAGGCCUCAAUCGGUAAGUUCUAACUCUUCGUCAGUUGAAGAACUAGUAGGAUCGCAAUCACCAAAAGACGUUACAAAAGAUUUGCCACCCGUCCAAGAGUUACCUAUGGACUUAUCAAUAUCCGGUACUGGUGGUAGCGGAUAUCAUGAUUCUACGAGGUCAACAUCAUCGUCACCCAAAAGCCAUGGUGGUUUAAGUAGAGCCUCAAGCGGCCAACGGACUCCAGUAGAUGAUUUUUGUCCAAACUCUGACGACGACCUUACGCCAAAUGAUGUUUUUAAAGCUGCUCCUCUAGAUUUAACUUAUAACAGAUCUUGAGUGUAAGUUUUAAAAUUUUUAUUACAAAAAUAAAAAAUCAUUCAUAUAUUUUUGUUUAUGUUUAUAUGUAUAAUUAUUACUGAAUUAAAGAAUGUAAAUUUGUAUUAUACUAUUACAAUAUAAAAUAUAAAAUGCUAAUUUAAUGAAA